This is a messenger RNA of Spinacia oleracea (spinach), 2771 nucleotides long. RefSeq names its product protein IQ-DOMAIN 17. NCBI's taxonomy places the organism in Eukaryota, Viridiplantae, Streptophyta, Magnoliopsida, Caryophyllales, Amaranthaceae. Gene Ontology annotation, molecular function: protein binding. The coding region runs from base 738 to 2495 and encodes 585 amino acids. The record is from RefSeq and is a predicted model, not a curated record. The transcript is spliced from 5 exons.
UGUUCAUUUGUUUUUCACUUUGUACAAGUAGCUUGAGCAAUGAGGUAAAGCUGAAUAGCUGAUAACAUAUAAACAUAGGUUCCCCACUAGUGCAACUGCCUUGAUUCCUGUGCAUGUUACUCCAUCUCUUUCCCUGUAUUAGUUUUACACUUUACCCUCCCUCUCUUAUGAUCUGUUAUUAUUCUCUCUCUCUAUCUAUAUCUCUCUCUUCUCACUCUCACAUCUUUAAAUUCUCGAUCUUAUCAAUGAGCUUGCUCUCUAUAAGUCGCAACCUUCAAUGCCUGCCUUUAUUUAUUCUCAUUAUCCUUUUCCCCAGAAUAAGAAACUAAAUUAAAGAAAGAGGAUCUCCAGUACUUUUUUGUAUUAUUGUUGCUGAGAACUCUGGAAUCUAGACUUUUUUGUUUAUGAAAUUAAAGCAUACUAUUAAUGUUAUUAUUAUAUUAGUUGCAAGUAAAUGACGCACCCCUCUGACACCCACCACGCUCAUACCCACUAAAAAUCUCUCACCUUUCCCAGUGAAUUAUUUUUGCUAUUCAACCUCUUUACAAGUCUUUUUCCCUCCCUUAACUAGUUAACUGUCAUUAUUUGAGUAGAACUGUUUUCCCUCCCUUCCCUCUGCAUUCCCACAUUAUUUUAUUAGCCAAAUAAAUAUUGAAGGAAUUUUAUGUAGAUUUGAUUUGGGGGGGUAAAACUAUAGGUAGAUUUUGGGUGAAUUUAAGAUCUGAAUGUAAUGAUCCAUGGGGAAGAAAGGUGGUAGUUCUUGGUUGACUGCUGUAAAGAGGGCUUUUAGAUCUCCUACUAAAGAGACUCAUGACAAAGUUAGAAAUUGCAGAAGAAAAGAAGAUCAUCAUCAAACUCCUAUAGCAGAGGACCAAGAUGAUGAAAAGAAGAAAGAGAAAAGGAGAUGGCUUUUUAAGAAGGCAACAAAUCAACAAAACUCACCAUCAGUUACAGCUGUGGAGCAGAGCCCACAUGUAAAGAGUGGUAGUAGUGGUGGUGGUCCUGUUGUUAGUGCAGCAGCCACAGGAAGUGAUGUGUCCGAGCAGAGGCACGCUAUCGCGGUGGCAGUGGCUACAGCUGCUGCCGCCGAAGCCGCUGUUGCCACCGCACAUGCUGCAAUGGAGGUGGCUAGGCUUACACAUACAUCACCCACCAAUAAUAUUGACAACCGCAGAGAAGAUUUUGCAGCUAUUCUCAUUCAGACUGCCUUCAGAGGAUAUUUGGCUAGGAGGGCACUGAGAGCACUAAAAGGGUUGGUAAAGUUGCAAGCUUUAGUGCGAGGACAUAAUGUAAGAAAACAAGCGAAGAUGACAUUGAAAUGCAUGCAAGCUCUGGUUAGAGUUCAAUCCAGGGUGCUUGAUCAGCGCAUGAGAUUAUCUCAUGAAGGUAGCAGGAAAUCUACUUUCAGUGAUACCGCUAGUGUUGUGGAUUCCCGCUAUCUCCAGGAUAUAGCAGAGAGAAGAUCACUUUCACAUUCAAGAGAGCCAAGCAGUUUAGCAGAUGAUUGGGAUGAAAGACCACACACUAUUGAGGAAGUCAAAGCUAUGUUACAGAGUAGAAAAGAUGCUGCUCUUAAACGAGAGAAGAAUCUCUCCCAUGCUUUCUCUCAUCAGAUGUGGAGAAGCGAUAGGAGUUCAGUGGGAGAAGAAGAGUUGGAGGAGAAACCAAGAUGGUUAGACAGAUGGAUGGCCUCUAAACAGUGGGAUUCCAGCAUUACCCCUUCCCCUUCCCCUGCAGUUAGAGCUAGAGCUUCAGCUGAUCAUAGAGACUCAAUCAAAACCGUUGAAAUUGACACCUCACAGCCUUAUUCUUACUUGCCUUCUAACUUCAGAAGAUCAGUUACUUCAACUUCAGCUAGCCAUUACCAUGCUCAACACCACAGUCAACGCCCAUCCUCACCCCUCCACACUAGGGCUCACCACCACCACCACCAGCAUCAACAUCCACCAUCGACCACUCCCUCUCCGUCACGGGCACGGCCUAUCCAGGUGCGGUCCGCUAGCCCACGGUGCAUCAAAGAAGAUAGAAGCUACAACAACAGUCAAGUAUCCCAAACACCAAGCUUGAGAUCAAAUUACUUUUAUAAUGGCAACCUUCAAACCAACCCCAAGGUAGUAGCUGCCACUGCUACCACCGGCUCUAGCAGUGGAGGACCAAAGCCUAAUUACAUGGCUGCCACUGAAUCCGCUAAGGCGAGACUCCGGUCUCAAAGCGCACCGAGACAUCGGCCUUCAACACCAGAGCGGGACCGACCUGGAACUGGUGCCGGGGUCGGUGCCAGCGUGAAGAAGAGGCUGUCAUACCCUAAUCCUGAUCCAUAUAGUGGAAUGGGGUAUGGAAACUAUAAUUUGAGGAGCCCAAGUUUUAAAAGUGUGAAUGGUGUACAAUUGGGUAUGAUGGAGCAACAGUCAGUGUAUUCAUCAUGUUGUACGGAUAGCCUUGGAGGUGAGAUUUCACCUUCUUCAACUAGUGAUCUUAGAAGGUGGUUGAGAUAAUUUGAUUUUUCAUUGAUUGUUUUAGGUGGUGUUCAAUUUGCUGCUAACUUUGCUUGACAGUGAAAGUCAGGGUGGGGAGAGAGGGACUGUGAAAUGUGAAUCCAAUGAUUUGAUAUUGUUAGUUGGUUCAUAAAUGUUUUUUAGUUUCUAGUGAUUUGGUUUUCUGAAUUAAUUGUGUAUUAUCCCAUGUAAUCAUAUAAUUUGUGACUGUCUAAAUGCUGUUCUAAUUCAGCAAUUUGCCCUGUUUCUUUUAAAUUAAAUUGUAAAUUGCAUCGA